Molecule: messenger RNA, 2793 nt
Organism: Naegleria gruberi
Lineage: Eukaryota; Heterolobosea; Eutetramitea; Acrasida; Naegleriidae
Exons: 1
Coding region: 1-2793 (930 amino acids)
Source: RefSeq, a predicted model, not a curated record
AUGCAAAAAAGGACCACUCCAGCAGGUACCAUCGUUGAUUGUCCAACCAGCAUUGAAGUUACAAUGAUUACAGUUACAGCCAACAUUCUGAGACAAACACUCUUUGGAUUGUCCAUCAAUAUCAUUAAUAAUUCGACUUUUUAUGAAACUAAUUUGUGGGCAAUGGCUUAUCAACCUCGAUUGGCUCCACUCUAUUUUGAAUUAUUUACAGAUAUUGAUUUUAAUACGACAGAAUCAUCUACUUCUACUUCUCUCACCAUGAAUAAUACAUCUAAUAAUGAUAAUAAUACUAAUAAUAAUAGUAGAGGUAUUAGAGGUAUUGCUGAAGAUAGUAGUACAGUCAAUGUUGAGGCAGGAGAGGUCAGAAGAAUUGCCCUCGUAGGUCAGCAAUUGGUUAUCAAUUCCACAACAAAUAUUGGAAUGAAUGAUGGUAUUAUUAUUAAUGAACCACAAAUGAAAAAUCCACUCACUGACUAUGUCUAUAUUAAACCGGUGAGAAUAAGAAAGGCAUUCUUUGGUACUGAGUUUACUGUGCAGGCGAAAUUGGAGGAUUUACUUCGUUCUGCAUUGGAACAUCCAAUGGAUGAGGGUGAUAGGGUUGAAAGUGUUCCAACGCUAAGUGAAUUAUUGGUUUCGAAUUUGGGAACUCAAUUCGAAUUCAAGGUUUAUGCUUCUAAAAAUUCUCAAGUUCAAUUUCCACUUCCAACGAAUGUAAUCUUUGGAGAUAGCAAUGUAUUUUUUGAAGAUACUGUUUCCCUAAAUUCUGAUCUUGAAGAUCCAACACUGACCAUGCAGAGAAGAGUUGUCAGUGCCAACUAUGCCAUCUCUACAUUGGUUGUAGUUGUGAAUGGAAUCACUGGAUUGAUUAUUCUCUUCUUUUUAAUUUAUUUCAGGAAAACUGAACCUAGAGCUUCGAGAGGAUAUUUGCCAUACCUUGUACUCUUCCAGGUUGUUAUUAAUUUUUGUAGAGUUUUGUUGCAAUCGUUUUGGGGAGAAGAAUACUUGCUCAUGAUAUUUACAUUCAUAACAUUUGGUUUACUCAGUGGAUCUUAUCUGAUCUAUUUUAUGAAUACUCUCUUCUUCUUUUAUAAGAGAAAGGUCUAUGCUGAAAUGUACAACAAACUGAAACGUGAAUCAUUUGAGAGGAAGAAUCAAUCAAGUGGAUCUUCAUCCCUUGCUCAACUCAAUAACUCUCCUUCAAGUUCAGGGUCUAAUGACAAACCAAUUGGAGAGAGAAAGGGAUCCGAUGCCAGCUCACUCAAUACUUCAGAAAAAGCUAAGCAGUUAACAUUCCGUUGGGCUAGAUCCAAGAAGGUCAAGAUUUUCACAGUAACCUUUAUGGCUAUUGUCUUGAUUAUUAUCUACUCGAUCAUUAUUCCUCUCCUUUUUACUGUUCCAGCUCCGAAUGUUUUGAUUGCCAUUCAAGCAAUUGGUGGCUUAUUGGUUGCAUUUGCAGUCUUCUUGGUAAUUGUUGCCUUUAGUAUUGAUAUAGUGGCCAAUAAGAAACUCAUAUUAGGCUGUAAAUUGAAGGCAUACUUUGUGAGAAAUGACAGACUCUACUAUAGAUUGGAAAUGCUUGUUCACAUCAUUUCAAUUGUCUUUUAUGUUUCUAUGGGUGUGGUUAGAUCCAUUGCCAUGUCCAGAACUGACGAUAUGGUCGUUCUCCUCUCCAAUACCUAUGCUCCUUCUGUCAUUUUGGCCACAUUUGUUGCAUUGCCACUUGAAUUGAUCGCCAUCUUUUUGGAACUGAUGGCCUCUGGUGGUGGAUUCAUUUGUCUCAUGACACUCUAUGAGAGAAUUCGUUUGAGUAAUCAGUGUGCUGAAGGAAUUGGAUUUUUGUUCGAUAGAUAUGCCGAUCACAAUGAUGAUAACCUUAAAGAAACAAGUAUUGAACUUGAUGCAGGUGAAAUUAUCAAAUUUAGAACAAUUAGAAACUCUCCAUAUCUUGACUUGUUGGGAGAUGAAUUGGCCAGAUUAUUCAUUGAUGAGAAGGGAUUUGAACUCAUUAGACAAUACGCUAAAACUGAAUUCUCCAUUGAAAAUCUUGCAUUUAUCAGUGAUAUGGAAAAGGUCUAUACUCAAUUAUUCAUGGCUGUAGCUCGUCCUAGAUCCAUAACUGGUAAAUCACCAUCCUCAGAUCGCCCAUUCUAUCGUCCACUAUUGAAACAAAAUUUAACAGAGGAAGAAAUUGCCAAGGCCACAACAGAACUCAGAGAAAACAUUUACAACACAUACAUUCCUGAUAAUGCUCCAAUGACUGUCAAUUUGUCAAGUUUUUCUAAGACUAUUUUCAACAAGUGGGCUGCCAAGGAUUUCUUCACUGAUGACUAUCUCAAGAGCGAAUAUUUUGUCAAUGAUUUGGAUAUUGUCAUUUCAGAGGUUGUGAAGAAUUUGAGAGAUACCUUCCGUCGUCUCCAGCUCACUGCCGAAUAUAAGGAAUGGUUUGAGAUUGUUAAGAAGAAUUCAGUUUCACUUCAGGCCAUUCAAAAAGCAAAGGCCCUUACCAAAUCCUCGAAUAGUAAUUUAGCAACUAUUCCACCAUCUACAACCUUAAAUGGUCAUGGUCACAUCAAUGGACACACAGUCCAACCCUCUCAAACUCCAACCACUCCAACACCACUCCAUAACACCUCACCAGGUGGCACUCCAAUCAUUGUUGUCACUCCAGCAGCAGAUAAUGAUAAGGACACUGAGCUUAAUACCAUUCCAACAACAAACAAUUCCAAUAUCACCACCACACAGCCACUACACUACCAACAACAUUGGUUCUUCCCAGAGCAUUCAAAUACUUGA